Molecule: messenger RNA, 825 nt
Organism: Paramecium sonneborni
Lineage: Eukaryota; Ciliophora; Oligohymenophorea; Peniculida; Parameciidae
Source: the annotation of a GenBank genome assembly
AAUGUAAGAAGGAUUCAUGUUUAGUGCAUUAAAUGAUAAAGAAAUUGAAAUUGUAGUUGGAGCUAUGGAAGAGAAGAUUUUUCAUAAAGCAGAAUAUAUUAUUAAAUAAGGAGAAGAAGGAAAUGUUCUCUAUGUUGUAGAUUCAGGAGAAUUAGAUUGUUUUAAGAAUUAUGGAAAAGGUGAUAUUUUUCUUAAAACAUAUUAUCCUGGAGAAAGCUUUGGUGAAUUAGCAUUGUUAUUUUAAUCACCAAGAGUAUUAUUAUACUCCUAUUAAAUUUAUAGGCUGCAUCUAUUAAAGUUAAGAGUGAUAAAGCUAUUCUUUGGUAAUUAGAUAGAGAAACAUUUAAUUUAAUUGUCAAGGAAGCUUCUAUCAAAAAAAGAUAAUAAUUUGAAACGUAUUAUUCAUAUUUUUAAUCUAGAUUUCUUGAAAAUUGGGAUUUAUUAAAAGAAAUUAAAGAUCCUUAUGAUAAAUUAAAAAUGAGUGAUGCAUUAUUUGAUAAAUAAUUUAAAAAAGGUGAUAUCAUUCUAUAAUCAGGAUCAAAAAGCAAUGAAAUUUUUAUUAUAGAAUCAGGAAGAGUGUCUGUUUUGAAAAAUAAUUGUAAAAUUAUUAUAUUAUUUUAAGAAAAAAUAUUUGAAUUAUGUAAACUUGGAGAAUAUUUUGGUGAUUAAAGUAUUGUAACUAAUCAAAUUGAAACAUUCACUUAUGUAGCAGAAGAAGAUAUUAAAUUAAUGUAUAUUCCAAAAAAAAGUUACUCAUCAACUCUCAAAGAAAUUUAAAGUACUUUAAUGAAUAAUAUUCAAAUAAAAUAUGGGAAAUAUUUAUGA